AUGCGCGGCUCAAAAUACUUUUUCCCUUCCUUUUCAGCCUUCACAGGAUGCCUAUGCACUGUGGGAACACUGGCUACAGGUGCAGAGGCACCGGUUUCCGCUACAUCUCUGUCUCCCGGCAUCGAGACAGAGUCGAAUAGCCAAGCGUCAUUCGGUGACGAUGCGUGGCCGGCUGCAGUGCCCACAUGGAAGGACGGAUGGACCGGAUACGUGUUUUCUGGUAGUGGCCAACUGGAUGUUUCACUUUUGCAGCACGGCCCGUUCCGUUUAGCGCCGGGUGGCACACGCCUCGCCCUACCCAAAGGAUACAUCUUAGAAACAGAAGCAGUUCAAGCCGACUUAAGCCGCCCAUAUAUCUCCCCCAAGAACGGCAGAGGUAGACGACGGCGCCUCUUCGCCUCCGUCAGCACAGCUUUUCUGAUUUUUGCCGUCUGCUUGGGACUUAUGACAGUGCGCUAUAAGAAGCUGCCGCCGGACCCACAACCAGCAGGCUUCCCACAGACGCGGCCGAAACAGCGACAGCAAGAUGGCGAGGGGGUGACCGCUGAGCAACUGCUGCAGUCGGUGGACGAGCUGAAGAAGCUCCAGCCGCUGGCAGCAAACUUGGCUGAGAUGGUGGGGACAGACGAGUCUCGCUCUGCCUUGCAGGAGCUUUGCUCAAGUGUAAAGCGUUCGCAGGAUAUUGCCCAAACGAUUGCGGAGAGCUCUGGGGGCUCGUCUGGUUCGCCUCUGACUGCAGUGAAGACGGCGAUAGAGGACAGUGUCUCCGCGUUUUCUCGGCUGUACGAAGCAGCUCGGGAGCGUGGCUUGUCUCUGGCGCAAGAGGUACAGAAGGAACGGCCUCCUGUUUUUUCAGAGGAGGAGAUGCAGUUGCUGGAUGAUGGCUUGGGCAAGGGCUUCAGGGAAUUUAUGAAUUUUCGCGAGCAGAACACUAAAUAUUCUUUCUCCGUUAUCCGGGAGCGGGUAGAGAAGGCGGCUGUGGAGUUGAAGAGGCUACGGAGCCUCGAGGCCACGGAUGACCUGCAUUUGCUGGUGGCUGUUGCUACCAAUCUGGAAGUACUCAAGAUAUCACAUGUCGCCAUACAGGUCGAAUCUGAAUCUUCUGAUGACAUCAGGGCCAGCGCAACAGCAGUGCUGCACAUGCAGUACCUACGGGAGCACGCAUCCAGACAUCGCGAGUUGGAAGGUCAACUAGAGGAACUGCGCCUUCUGUGUAUAUUGGAGCGGCAGCGCCGACAGAUACUUCCCCAACAAGACAUCAGCGUUUUAAAGGCCCUCGACUGGCUUGAAGUGCAGCUGAACAGAGGCGAGCAGCAGCUUCAGAAGCACAAGGAGAUGCUGAAACGGAUCGAAGAGGCAGACGACAUCCUCUUCGCAAGCAGUCUGGAGCAGCAGGCCGGAACGAUAGCGGACUGCCUGAAAACCUUGCUGAAAGCCGUCGCCAACAGAAGGCGUUCGAUUCCCGGCGUCGCAAGCGAAGAGGAAGCUGCCCAAAGCGCGGUCAUGCAGCGCUACCUCAAGUUGAUGACCCUAAAGACCAGCCAAGAAGCUGCGGCAGACGUAGCUAGAGCAGGGAAAAUUAUACAGGAGAUGGGAAUGCAGCAGGUAGGCGACUCCUCUUCCCCGUUUGAGCAGGAAGAAGACGGGCAAAAACAACCUAAGUUGUCCCCGUCUAGGGGUGUGAACGUGACCAAGCUGAUUGCCGACGCGUUCAGGCAGGUUGAGGAUGCAAACGCUGCUAUGCGCAAGCCUGUUAAUGCAGAAGAAGAGACUCAAGAGGGACACAGUAGCUCAGAUGUCCCUAUGGAGGAAAUGUUGCGUGCAUCGCGAAAGGCCGCAAAUGCUGCCGGAAAUUCCCUACGCGAGGCUGAGCUUAUGUGGCUGCAUGUGCAGCUUACGAACUCCCUGGAACUCGAUAUGCAAUUGAGUGCCACCUUGGUGGAGAAAGCAAUUGCCGCAGUGGGCAUGGCAACAGGGGAGGAGCCCAAACAGCAACACUGGCAUGUUGAAAUGCGUCCCGAUGAUAUUAAAGAAUUUAAAGAUCUGCUGGCGCAGUUCAAGAAUGUCGAGGAGGACGCGCAGUCUGCUAAUGCUCUCAACGAACGGGCUUCAGCUGCAGCAAUGAUGAAGCAGGUCGCCUUAAAACUGACGAUGUUUGUCGAAGAACGUCAGAAUCAACCACGGAGACGCUAA
This is a messenger RNA of Eimeria mitis, 2193 nucleotides long. RefSeq lists its product as uncharacterized. The coding region runs from base 1 to 2193 and encodes 730 amino acids. NCBI's taxonomy places the organism in Eukaryota, Apicomplexa, Conoidasida, Eucoccidiorida, Eimeriidae. The record is from RefSeq and is a predicted model, not a curated record. The transcript has a single exon.